Messenger RNA from Tilletiopsis washingtonensis, 759 nucleotides. RefSeq lists its product as hypothetical. Gene Ontology annotation, molecular function: translation elongation factor activity; guanyl-nucleotide exchange factor activity. The record is from RefSeq and is a predicted model, not a curated record. The coding region runs from base 27 to 713 and encodes 228 amino acids. The transcript has 4 exons. Gene Ontology annotation, cellular component: cytosol; eukaryotic translation elongation factor 1 complex. Lineage: Eukaryota; Fungi; Basidiomycota; Exobasidiomycetes; Entylomatales. Gene Ontology annotation, biological process: translational elongation.
CCUCCUUGUCACCCACCACACACAUCAUGUCUCUCCCCGACUUCAGCACGCCCGCCGGCCUCACCGCCCUCGAGAAGGUCCUCUCCGACCGCUCGUACAUCGACGGCUACACCCCGUCGCAGGCCGAUGUCUCGGUCUACGAGUCCGCCGGCAAGGCCCCGGACGCCGGCAAGUACCCGCACGCUGCGCGCUGGUACGAGCACAUUGAGAGCUACAAGGCCGAGCACAAGAGCCUGAGCGGCGACGCCGCCAAGGCCAUCGCUGCCCUCGCCGCUGUCGCUCCCGCCUCUGCCCCGGCCACCACCGGCGCCGACGCCGAGGACGACGACGAUGACGUCGACCUGUUCGGCUCGGACGACGAGGUCGACGAGGAGGCUGAGCGCAUCAAGGCUGAGCGUGUGGCCGCCUACCAGCAGAAGAAGUCUGCCAAGGGCCCCGGCCCGGCGGCCAAGUCGAUCGUCACGCUCGACGUCAAGCCGUGGGACGACGAGACGGACAUGGCACAGCUCGAGGCCAACCUGCGCACCAUCGAGCAGGACGGCCUCGUCUGGGGUGCGUCCACGCUCGUGCCCGUCGGCUACGGUGUCAAGAAGCUGCAGAUCACCAUCGUCGUUGAGGACGAGAAGGUCUCGCUCGACGACCUGCAGGAGAAGAUUGCCGAGGACGAGGACCACGUGCAGUCGACUGACAUUGCUGCCAUGGCCAAGAUCUAAAAGCCUGUGCUUGUGAUGGCUGCGACUGGAAUGUGAUUCACGUAAC